Wyeomyia smithii (pitcher-plant mosquito) is the source of this 1914-nucleotide messenger RNA. RefSeq names its product activating signal cointegrator 1 complex subunit 2 homolog. NCBI's taxonomy places the organism in Eukaryota, Metazoa, Arthropoda, Insecta, Diptera, Culicidae. Bases 403 to 1854 code for a protein of 483 amino acids. The record is from RefSeq and is a predicted model, not a curated record. The transcript is spliced from 5 exons.
AAAUUAUUUAUUGUUUAGCUGUUGAACGGAACGGAACGAAAACGUCGCGAAGCCGCGGAAAAUUACUCACUCCAGCGGGAAGUCGAACUGUGUGUGUCUGUCACCUGUGUUUAGUGGAACGUCUCGGACUGCCAGGCGAUAAGAAAUGCACUGGUGGAAAAUGAAAGUGAAAUUAUCGGUUCAUGUGCGGUAGUAUGAUUAGAACGAUGAAAAGUGCACUCGUUCCGCCCUACGAAGAGUUUGGAUGAAAAACAUAAAAAACUGGUGUGAAUUGGCUGGGAGCGAACGAGUAUUACAAGUUAGGCACUCUAGCUGCAAAGUGCAAACCCGAUAGAUUUCCAUUUAGAGUAUUAUAUUUUCUGUUUGAGUUGUUUAAAAUUAGUAACCAUUAAGCGAGUAAAUAUGGUUAAACCAGCUGCCAGGAUAGUGAUUAAAUUUCUCGAAUUACUAGGUUGUGUUGCAUGUGUUAUCGCCAAAAUAAUCACCGAUCACGAGGCACGUCGAGUGUUCGUGAGAAAUCAAAAGCUAUCAAGAGAAUGGAGUCUGAUACACAACAUAACCUGGAGUACCGGGGGCAACGCAUUUACCAAUAUUGUCUACGGCGGCUACACGAUAGUCAUCGCACUCAUGCUAAUUACAAGAUGUGUAGACGCCAAAUCAAGACCGAACCUCUUCGAAAAAAUAGUUCUCUCCCUGGGCACGCUAUUGUUCUUCGCCGCUGGCGGCCUAGUUUUCGCGUCGAUAGAUCAAGUCCAUCCGGACCUCCAUGACAACGCAAUCAUUUUGGGUUGUUUAUCGUUCCUGGUAGCGAUACUGUUCAUAAUCGAUUUGGCUGAUCCGUUGGCCCGCAUGUCCGCACACACGACACAAACCGACACAUCCUCAAUGACGGGAGUAUCUCGAGGUACGGAAGUCGAGAAAGACUCCCUGAAAAAAGACGUAUCUACUGAUACUGAAUCGCCGGUCUAUUUUAUAUCGAAAGAUCGGUACCGUGAUAUGAACGGGCCUGACAGAGUAAAAUAUUAUGACGGAAAUGGGCAUCAUGCUCAAAAUUACAACGAACGCAUCGAACCGGUGCGGCAAAGUUACCGAGAACGGCCAGAACAUCGGCGGUACAGCUAUUUGGAGAGAGACGAACCGGAAAGCCGUAGUAUCGAGUCCAUCGUCGAGCGCAAGAUACUCCCAUCGGUUCAGACUCCGGUGUUCGCUCAUGUGCGAGCCCCCGAAGAGAGUCGUCGGAUUGCCGGUAAGGAAAUUCAGUACCUUCCUCGGUACGACUUCCGGGACCGACGGGAAUAUCGCGACGCUGGACCGUACUCCAGUAGACAGCAAUUACAUUCUACACAAUCAUCACCGAAAGAGCCGUCCUAUCACGACAAUGAAUCUUUCGUGGAUGAAAUUUCCCCCUCGAGGAGAAGCACCUACGUACCAGCGGAUAAAUAUGACACGGAAGUGGUUCAGGUUACCAGCCGGCCAAGACCACCACCGCCAGCGAAACCAUCAUCAGCUGCUGCACAAGAAUCCGGCUCGGGAUCUAGUUGCAGUUGCCGUUGUUCCCAGCGGAGCUCGCCACCGAAGCGAAAUGGGUAUCAGCAGCAGCAACAACCGCGACAACAGCAACAACCACAUCAGCAUCCAAAGCAGCAGCAGCAGCAGUUACAACCCCAGUCUCAGCCACAGCCACAGCCUCAACCGCAACCGCAGCCGCAAGCACAGCCUCAACAGCAGCGACAAGCUCAAGAUGAACCCGACAUUCCGAUCAAACGCGGCUAUGUGGCCAACGCGGCCCGCAAGUGGGACGACCGAGUGAGAAGCAAAAGUCAGCCAAUCAUUGGACUGAAUACUAUGGUUUAGUUGAUCUAGAGUGUAGAUUUUUUUUUCAGGUUUUUAUCCGUACCUAGAGUUGAGUUUUAA